This is a messenger RNA of Momordica charantia (bitter melon), 2052 nucleotides long. Its product is annotated as transcription initiation factor TFIID subunit. Gene Ontology annotation, molecular function: protein heterodimerization activity. NCBI's taxonomy places the organism in Eukaryota, Viridiplantae, Streptophyta, Magnoliopsida, Cucurbitales, Cucurbitaceae. The record is from RefSeq and is a predicted model, not a curated record.
GGACACGGACGGCUUCUACUUUUCCGGGAGGUAAUUUGUUCUCUUGGGAUGGCUCUCCUCGGCGACGAUGGCCGGGGCUACGAGCUAGCUCGAAAGCUCGAGACGCUUGGCGUAUGGCGGACUUGGCUUGGAGAUCUCAAUUACUCCAUCUUCGUCCCCUUUCUCUCUUCCACUUCCACAUGGGAAACGUUCAUGCGAACCGACGAUUCAAAAUCGAGGGCUCAGAUCCAGCUACAACUCAGGGCUCGAGCCCUCCUCUUCGAUAAAGCAAGCGUCUCUCUCUUCCUGCGUUCCACUCCCUCUCCUUCUUCGCCUUCUUAUUCUACUGCAAAUCCUUUAUCCUCCUCGUCUCUGGCUAUUUCCAAGCUCAAUCCUAAUUACUUGCAGCUCCAUGGUGACGAUGUAUAUUUUACACUAGAAAAUCUUUCAAAGGACGGGGUUCAGCAGCGGGAGGGCUGUGUUCCAUCCAACAAGGCUUCCGGCAAGAUUCAGUCAAAAGCAGCUCCAAGUGCUGGGCCAAGAUCUAGAGAAUCUGAAAUUGGUGAUUCGUCCCAUAGAUUAAAAAAUGAACUUCCUGAAACUUGGUACAAUCAGUUCAUUGAGAAGUAUAGAGUCAAACAGCCAUAUCGUUUGUCGCGUGGGAACAAUAUGUCAGACAAACGAACAGCUGAGGAAAUGUCUUCUUAUCUUAGAUUACUUGAGAAACAUAAGAAAAGGCGCAUGGUCUUUAAGGACGAUCAGCUGACAAAUUUUGGAAAUUCUGUCUCAGCAAAUGCUUCAAGUUCUGUUUUUGAUUUCAGUAACUCAGUUGAAGAUGAUACUAACUUUUUCCCCGAAAUUAUGUUUACUUUUAACUGUGUGCCGGAGAGUGCACUUCCGCCUCCUGAUGACAUGAAAGACAAUAGAAAACUGGAACUUUCUGGAGUCAUUGAUACCUUGCCUCAGCCUAUGACUAGGAAUCCUGUCAUGAUGGAGAGGCUUGGUGUCAAGCCUGAUUACCGGGCGAAAAGUGGAUCCGGAGUGAGCAGGAAAAAUCUUGGUCAAGAGCAAUGUUUUCAGAUGUCUCAGAUGGUAAUAGCUCAAAUGCUGAUGAAUAUGGGGUUUGAAGGUGCCACAGAAGUUCCAUUGGAGGUUUUCUCCCAGUUCUUGAGUUGUCACAUCUGUAAACUUGGCAGUACUUUGCGAGUACUUGCAGAUAGUUACAGAAAGCAGUGUUCAGCAGUGGAUUUACUCAGGAUGUUCCUUAAAACGAUGGGAUAUAGUAAUUUUGGACCUUUGGCGGAACUUGUCAAGGAUGGUUCCAGAAAUCUAGCACGACAGACUCAGCACCAAGUUCAUGGAGUCCAACCACAAUUGCAGGCACAGCAUCCGGGCCUUCUUCAAGUUCAGCAACAAAUGCCUAGACAAAUGCAUCCCCAGAUGCAGCAGAUGGUUCAUCCCCAAAAUUUGGCAUUUCAGCAGCAGCAGCAGCAAUUAUUGCUUGAAAAGAUGCGAAGACGCCAAGCAGCAACCCCACGUGCUGCUGGUAUGGAAAUGAACAAGGACAGACCAUUGGUGCAAGUCAAGGUUGAAAAUACAGAACUGCCCAUGGAUGGUAACGCCUUAAGUGCCCUUAACGUCAGACAGCCCCAGCAGCAAAUUGCAAUGCAGUUCCGCCAGCAGCAUAUUGCAGCCAUGUCCAAUAUUCAUGCCUCGCCGGUAAAUCAGUUCAGGCAGAUGUCGUCUCUGCAAAUGCCCCAAAUCCAGUCACCGAAUCCUGGCGUCGUUAGGGCUCCACCAGUGAAGGUCGAAGGCUUCCAAGAACUGAUGGGUGGGGAUUCUUCAUCAAAACAUGAUUCAGAGGAAGCUAGAUUGACUUCGCCUUCAAGUAAAUAGUAUAGGAAACAAUUCUUUAGUGGUAUCCAUGUAAAUCUCUCUCAGUAACCCAAAAUUUUAUAUUCAAAGCAACUCUACACCCAUUAUAUUUAUGAACAAGCACGAGUCACAGAAAUGAAGAAAUGAAGAAAAUUGUAGUAGCACGAGUGUAUCAUAUUCCCUUCAUUCACACUCUAA